Marmota flaviventris (yellow-bellied marmot) is the source of this 1653-nucleotide messenger RNA. RefSeq names its product izumo sperm-oocyte fusion 1. Gene Ontology annotation, molecular function: protein binding involved in heterotypic cell-cell adhesion; signaling receptor binding. The record is from RefSeq and is a predicted model, not a curated record. Gene Ontology annotation, biological process: heterotypic cell-cell adhesion; sperm-egg recognition; fusion of sperm to egg plasma membrane involved in single fertilization. Gene Ontology annotation, cellular component: acrosomal membrane; plasma membrane. NCBI's taxonomy places the organism in Eukaryota, Metazoa, Chordata, Mammalia, Rodentia, Sciuridae.
UCACAGUCUGAAUGGGAUCCUGAGCGAAUCCUGGGUUUGAGGGCACAAGUCAAGGAUCAAGCGUCAGCUGCGGUUUGGGGUGAGAGGACCCUCCUGGAAUUUUCUCUACUGAGUGCUCUGGCUUCAAUGGGGCCGUGUUUUGCCCUCCCAUUGGCUGCACUGGCCUGCUUCCUGCUUCCAGCGGGCUGCUGUGUCAUAUGUGACACUCGUAUUCUUGCGGCUCUAAAGUCCCUGGAGACGGAUUACCUGCCUAAACUCAUGGGUCCUGAUGAAGUGAAUCGCACGUAUGCUAUGAUAGUGCGGACCGUGAAGGGAUUCUCGGAUCUACCAUAUACUAAGCAAACCUAUAUGGGGGCCAUUGGUGAGAAAAGAUAUGAAAUGGUGAUCACGAGUUUCCUGGAGAAUCUGAAAAACAUCACAGAAAGUAAAACAAAAGGGAAGCAGAGCGUUGAGAACCUGAAAGAGAUGUUGCGCCUCGAAAAGAUAAACUUUGCAUUCCACGCUUCUAUGUUUCAAAAAGAAGAUUAUUGUUCCAACAAAUGUGGCGUCAUGUUUCAGUCUUUGAUAUGGUGCGACUACUGCAGUAAGCAGAUUCAACUUUGUAAGAAGAAGACCGAAGAAUGUGGGGAUCGUGUUGAGGAGAUCCAUGAACACGAAGCUUUAAACUUGAACUGUUUUCUCGAUUGGCACAAAGAAGCUGUUGGCCUCACGAACUACGUCUUUUACAGGGUUUGGGAGAACGAUUCUGAGACCGAGCUGUACAGAGGGAAGGAUCCAGUCUUUAAUAGGCCCUCCGCGUCUGUGAACGAUAGUGGCAGGUACCGCUGUGAGCUGGGCACUGUUUACAACAGGCCUUCCACGAUCAUUCAUUUUCUUGUCACAGUGCUUCCCCGUGACCUGCAGGGCUGGACGCCAACGGGUGAAUUCGCCCCGGCUAAGACGGAGGAGGGGAAGAAAGAAGUAACCCCGAGCCCAGAACCGGAGACCACGACUGCCAAGCACCUGGAGGUUAAGAGUAUGCUGAAAGGGCGCAUCUAUGGCCUGCUUAUCUGCUUACUUAUAAUCCUGAUAGCAGCCAUUAUCUUCUGGCUAGUCACUCGGAAAAGGAAGAAAACUAAACCAAAGUCCUCACAGGCCAGCAUUGAUAGUAAAAGUUCUAAGAUAUCAAGGAAAAUGGAGCCGCAACAGCGAGCCGCUGCCCCCACCCCGCCGGAAGUGGAAUUGUGGCAAGUGGGCCCACUGAAGGCGGUGGGGGGAGCCUCGGGGAGCCGCGCCCAACGCAUCUCCCAGCUCUUCGGGGGCUCUGGAACAGGGACUCCGGAGGGCGAGCAGCAAUGGGUCAGCGAGAAGAUGCCAGAACUGGCAGCCCCCAUUGAUGUCCGGCGCCACAGCGCCCCCAGGGAUCCUCAAGAUCUUUGGCUCUGGCCUGGCGUCAGGUGCCAACUACAAGAGAAGGCGGGGCUGCAGCAUCUGAGCGCUGGGCGGCACCUGCUGGUUUCCCAGGGCCUACAGAGUGGUGCUUGGAUUCCCGCACAGUCGCCCCCUGGUGGCAGCAACAGGAGAACCAUAUCUGGUCAGCGUCUGCAAGAUGCCAAAGUGGCCAAUACUCAUCCUGAGUAUGCAUCCCAGGAAUCAUCCUGUGUCCAAGGAUAA